UUGAUGAAAUCACAGCCGCAGCCAUAGCAGCCGGUGGCGUAAACAAAAAGCGCAGUGAGCGUUUUAACGAAGCGCUAGCUGGGAAAGUCGCAAUGAAGUUUACUAAAUAGUGCGACAUACAUUUUUUUUUUUAAAAAAGCUCCUUUUGCUUUUGAUAUAUAUAUUAUAUAUAUAUAUAUUUAUACGAUAUAAGAACGUUGCUAACAUUUUACGAAUCAGCUCGCUAGCAAAGGUUAGCUUUAAAAGUCGACUGACGCUAUGUUAGCAUUGUGUUUAAUUAACCGAAUAUUAUGGGAUGUAGCUAGUUAGCUGACAAGGACUUAACGGCGUUAAUGGUGAAGAAAGUAAAGCAGCUAGGUAAAGAUUCUGUGGUUUUAAAAUGAGCUCUAGCUGGCUGGUUAAUUCGCUAUAAAGGGAACUGCUGAGAAUGUCAACGCUGUUUAUCUCAGCUAGUUAACCCUUAGGUUUAACAGGUUAACUGUAAGAGAGCUGAGGUUUCCAGGUCCCAUGUGUUUGGACUGUGAUGUUCAGUCUGAUGGCGAACUGCUGCAGCUGGCUGAAACGGUGGAGAGAGCCUGCCAGGAAGGUGACGCUGGUGAUGGUGGGACUGGACAAUGCUGGGAAAACCGCCACAGUACGGGGCAUCCAGGGAGAGAGUCCUCUAGACGUGGCCCCAACGGUGGGCUUCUCCAAAGUGGACCUAAAGCAGGGCAAGUUCGAGGUCACGAUAUUUGACCUCGGCGGCGGGAAGCGGAUCCGGGGCAUCUGGAAGAACUACUACUCCGAGUCGUAUGGCGUGGUGUUCGUGGUGGACUCGAGCGACGUCCAGAGGAUCCAUGAGACCAGAGACACCAUGGCGGAAGUGCUGCGGCACCCUCGCAUCGCCGGAAAGCCCGUGCUAGUGCUGGCCAACAAGCAGGACCGAGACGGAGCGAUGGCUGAAGCGGACAUCAUUGAGAACCUGUCACUUGAAAAGCUUGUCAAUGAGAACAAGUGUCUGUGUCAGAUUGAACCGUGCUCGGCAGUCCUGGGCUACGGUAAGAAGAUCGACAAGUCCAUCAAGAACGGCCUGAACUGGCUCCUGAACAACAUCGCCAAAGACUACGAGGCGAUUACGGAGCGCGUUCAGAGGGACACGGCCGAGCAGCGUGUACAAGAGGACCAGGAUAAGAAGGAGAGAGCGGAGCGAGUGAAACGGAUUCGAGAGGAGAGAGACAGACAAGAGCGUGAAGAGGCGGAGAAAGCAGGCAGGGAAAUAAAGGAGGAGGAGUCUGAGGACGCCGAUAUGUCCAACCCAUUCCAACCAAUAAACCAUAUUGUUGCGGAGAAUGAAAACAAGUCGAAACAAGAAACGGAGAUGAAAAAGCAGGGAGAAGAGGUCGUGCAGGACGGCAAAGAAGAAGAAGAGGAGGAGGAGGAAGAGGAAGAGAGUGAAAGACAGACUCCAGAGAGCCCAGAAUCAGGUCCAACAGACCAGACCAAAAAGAAGAUGAAGAAAAUACGGCUCAAGCGGAAAAACAGAGUCGACCCUCUCGUAACGGACGACGCAGCCAAGAGCCCGACUCCACCACCCGCACCAGUUGGAUGGGCUACUCCCAAAGUUUCUAGACUCCCCAAGCUCGAACCUCUUGGAGAUUCAAGGCGUUCUGAUUUCUAUGGCAGGCCCCUCCCACCUGUAGCAAUUAGACAGAGACCAAAUGGUGAAACCCAUGAUGUCAUUUCCUAGCACCUUCUCCUCUUUCCCCUCGUAUACGGUUAGAGAUGCCUCGUUUCCACCAAUCACGGCCUUUUGUUUUAUUUCUCUCAUCUCCAAGCCCACGCCGUGUAAAUACGCAACAAUCACCAGCCACUGUCGGCGAGAGGAACCAAUCAGCUUGCUCAGAGGGAUCAUGUGACCAGCCAAGGAUUGGGAAUUCCACAGAGACUCAUGGUUUAUUUGAAACUUUCAGCAGUGACCGAAUUCGGAUCUACAAAAGUAGACAAUUUAUUUUUUCCACCAAAAGAAGAAGCGUUAAUCUCCAACGAUAAGAUUAUAACGUUCAUCGAAUUGUCUGUGUAUAAAUCUUUAUUUUUAGACUGAAUCACAUAUAACUGUGAAAUCUGUGUUUUUCUGAGACAGGAGAUAUUAGUAUAUAUUAAAUAACACUACAACUGUGCUGAACAGAACUUGCUCCCGCUCGUGCACACGCUCGUUAUCAAGCUGUUGGGAUUAAAAACACCGUGAAGGUUUGUGCAUCAGCAUGUGAUGAUGAAAGGUACUGGUAUUUGAUGUCGUUUCCAACCUGCUGGGGUUCCAGAUGUUCUGAAAGUGAACACUUUUUUUUAUUUUUUAUCAGGAUUUUGCUGGUGUACAUGCCCACCACAACUUCCAGAAUCUCACCAGCAGCUAACAACAAAACAUUGUUAAAGGAAAAAUUCACCUUGAACGUCUUUACUAUGAACAUGUGAUCAACAGCAUCCAAGAUUUAUUUUCUGAGGAAAUUCUGAGUUUUAAGUUUAAACAUCUCGUAUCAACAUGUCGGUCUAUUUUUCCUAUGUUACCCACAGUGUGACUUCCCGCUGAUCAUUGCAACAGCCCUGGCUUCAUCUCUACCUAAAGAGAGUGAUGCAGCUGCGCUUUAGUCCUUUAGUCUGUCCAGUUCACUCACCUCCUCAUCUGUACACUCUUUAAACAGACCGGCUUCCAAAGCUCUUAGGCCGAUACCACCGUCAACGCCAUCACGCUCGUCAUCUCGGAGAUCUCUAGCCGAGCCGAGUCUCUGACGUAGCUUCGUAUCGUAUAGCUGCAUUGCAUUCUGGGGCUUUUUUUUUUUAGGCCAGGCUCUUGCACCGACGUCUCCACUACUUCUGCGCUGAAUUUCUCGUUAAUAAAUAUUACGCACUACAGAAACGGUGAGUGAGGAAAAGAAGCUGAAGGUUAUCCGUUUUGUUUGAAAUUAGUUCUUCAAGCAUAACUUCUCACAGAAAGAAUGAAAAUACAGAACCAACCAACGAAUAAGCACCUCGCAGAUAUUUAACGUGUUUCAGGGUGGAGUUUUCCUUUAAAGUGAAUAUUUUCCCGAUGGGAGAAACAGCAGAAUUCUUUAACCAGUGCGUCGAGAAGCAUUUCACUUUCACUGGUUUAUGGGCACUUCAUGUAUUUCUGUUGCUAAGCCGAAGCAUGUACGGACUACGGCGUAGUGCUUUGUUUGAAAAGGGCAGUGUUCGUUUUUUUAUUUUUAGUUUUAGUUUUUUUUAAAAAAUUGUAACAGUUGAGACUGUUACAGAUUAAAUCUAUUGUUGACAUCAUGUUUUGCAGAAACACAUUACCCAGACCAUGAAAUGCUAAAUUAAGCUGGAACAUUUCACACACACUACAUUCGAAUUUCACUUUUAGAGGUAUAUUCAUUUUAUCAUACAGUGUCCUCAACUAAUAUUGGCACCCUUGUUAAACAUGGGAUCCAGCGUGGACCUCGGAAUGUGAAGGAUCUGGAGAGAUUCUGUACGGAGGAACGCUCUCAGAUCCCUCGCCAUGUAUAUUCUCCAACCUCAUCAGGCGUUAUAGGAGAAGACUCAGAGCUGUUAUCUUAGCACAAAGUAUUGACUAAAACGGUGUCAAUAAUUGUUGCACACCUAUAUUUAACAAAGAGAAUUUUUUUUUGGAUAAACCUGUGUUUGUGCAGUUGUUUGAUAUCCAUGAGAGCAGAGUAAUUUUUUUUCGAAAGGUUAAACAAUAGACAGUUUUUCACAGAUUUCUUUGCUCAUAUUUACCAAGGGUGCCAAUAUUAGUGGAAGGCACUGUGGGUAUGUACUGUAAAUGGCAUAGGUAGGUUAUUUAUUUAGGGGUGUUUUUUCUUUGUUUGUUUGUUUUUAACCCUGUGUUUCCCAUCAUGUAUUUAACAUUUUAUAUUUGACACCCCUGAUUGAAUGUGUCUUUAUGUAUUUCAUUUCAAAUACGUAACACCUUUUCUUUUUCUCUAAUAUCACAUUCUCAUACCUUUCUUUUCUUUUUUUUUUUUGUUACAUGCACUUUUUAUCCAUGUGGUUUUAAUAUGAAUGCAAUUAAAUGCAUAAAUAUUUUUAUUCA
This is a messenger RNA of Ictalurus punctatus (channel catfish), 4066 nucleotides long. It is a transcript of the gene arl13b, whose product is annotated as ADP-ribosylation factor-like 13b. The coding region runs from base 524 to 1726 and encodes 400 amino acids. The record is from RefSeq and is a predicted model, not a curated record. Gene Ontology annotation, cellular component: motile cilium; ciliary membrane; non-motile cilium. Gene Ontology annotation, molecular function: GTPase activity; GTP binding. Lineage: Eukaryota; Metazoa; Chordata; Actinopteri; Siluriformes; Ictaluridae. The transcript is spliced from 10 exons. Gene Ontology annotation, biological process: receptor localization to non-motile cilium; non-motile cilium assembly.